AUGAUCAUAGACAAAGACAAAGAACGACUGCCAGUCAACACACACAGCACUAUCAAACUGGCAGGUCUGGGAAAAGAUUCAGAGGUCCAGCAGAAAGCUCGGCCACAGGAGACGCAGGUGAACACUGAGGAGAACCCCUCGGACCACCCAACCAAUGACAAAAUGGUGCGAGCCGAGCUGGAAUGGAGCGUGCCCAUGUGUGUGCCACUGCCCAUCGAAGUUUUGAACCACGACCAGGCGUUUCCUUUCCUGAACACCACGCUUGCUGACCUGGGCAUUGAAGAGUCAGCUGUGAAGGAGCGUGUGGUUUGGGUGGACACCAAGCGCACACGGGUGAAGGGAAGGACAGGGAAGCUGAAGGAGAAGGAGGUGACGGUUCUGGAGGUGCGUGUGAAAGCUCAGCACCCCGGAGAGCCUCAGUCUCAGGAGGUCAUCUACAGCACAGAGUCCCACACCGAUCGCUCGUUCUGCAGGAGCGGGGUGGACAUCCUGCCAUGGAGACACACACAGCCAGCUGAAAAUGAACACCAGCCGGUGGAGUUGAUUCUGGCUAUAGACACACUGACAGAAUCCAAGCCCAACUGGCAGAAAACGGAAGAAAAACGGGACUUUCAGAAUGAGGUGUGAAUGACAGACAAAAAAAUGCAUUGAAACACCUCAGUUACAACGGGGUCUGUUACUGGGUUUGGAUGUUUUAAACUGGUGUGUGACCGCAGAAUUGUCCGAAUUUUCCUAUGCGGUGCCUUAACUGAACAAUUUAAUGUGUACUUCUUACUUUGUGGCAAUAUGAAUACACUUUUUUUUUGUCAAUAUAUUAUUAUUCUACAAUAAGAUGUGUAUUUCAUAUUG
Messenger RNA from Triplophysa dalaica, 849 nucleotides. RefSeq lists its product as uncharacterized. Bases 1 to 627 code for a protein of 208 amino acids. The transcript has 3 exons. Lineage: Eukaryota; Metazoa; Chordata; Actinopteri; Cypriniformes; Nemacheilidae. The record is from RefSeq and is a predicted model, not a curated record.